CUCUUGUCGUCUGCUGCGAUUUGAGCAACCAAUGAAUGGGAUUUUCAGUACUCGCGCAGUCGCAACUGUCUCCGCCGACUUCGCCUGAACGAAUUGAAGCAUAGUUGCCGACAUUGAGAUUCUUCGUUAAGAUCAAUUAAGAGAAUCGUUUUCUCGUUCGCUGGAUCAACAACUCCAGAUUAAUUCCAACACUAGACAGUGCAAGACAGUGCCUGACCAGCCUGACUACUUCGGAAGGAUAAUGUCAGACAUAGCUGGAAAGGUUAUCAAAUGCAAAGCUGCGGUAGCAUGGAAGCAAAAGGAACCUUUAUCCUUGGAAGAAAUUGAGGUAGCACCGCCUAAAGCACAUGAAGUCCGAAUCAAAAUAGUAGCUGUGGCACUUUGUCAUACAGAUGCUUAUACUCUAGAUGGAUUAGAUCCAGAAGGAAUAUUUCCUUGUAUACUUGGUCAUGAAGGCAGUGGUAUCGUAGAAAGUGUCGGAGAGGGUGUCACCGAAUUUCAGCCUGGUGAUCAUGUUGUACCACUUUACAUUCCUCAAUGUGGAGAUUGUAAAUUCUGCAAAUCACCGAAAACAAAUUUAUGCAGUAAAAUUCGCGAAACUCAGGGUAAGGGUUUAAUGCCCGACGGCACGUCUCGUUUUACAUGUAAGGGACAAACACUCGCACACUUUAUGGGUUGCUCCACCUUUUCUGAAUAUACAGUUGUAGCUGAUAUUUCUCUCGCAAAGAUUAAUCCUAAAGCACCGUUGGACAAGAUAUGCUUGUUGGGUUGUGGAAUAUCUACAGGUUAUGGCGCAGCUUUAAAUACUGCCAAAGUAGAACCAGGAAGCACUUGUGCUAUAUGGGGUUUAGGAGCUGUUGGUCUUGCAACAGUCUUCGGUUGCAAAAAAUCUGGUGCAUCUCAUAUUAUUGGGAUAGAUGUCAAUUCGACCAAAUUUGACCAAGCUAAAACUUUUGGCUGCACAGAAUGUGUUAAUCCUAAGGAUUAUGAUAAACCCAUUCAGCAGGUAUUAAUUGAAAUGACUGAUGGUGGAUUAGAUUAUACUUUUGAAUGUGUUGGAAAUGUAAAUACUAUGAGAGCUGCAUUAGAAUCCUGCCACAAAGGAUGGGGUACAUCAAUAAUAAUAGGAGUAGCCGCAGCUGGCCAAGAAAUCAGUACUAGACCAUUCCAAUUGGUCACAGGACGAGUAUGGAAAGGGACCGCAUUUGGUGGAUGGAAAUCAAAGCAAAGCGUGCCGAAAUUGGUGGAGCAGUAUCUGUCAAAAGAAUUGAUUCUCGAUGAAUUUAUUACACAUAAUCUUCCAUUUGAAAAAAUUAACGAAGGUUUUAAUAUUUUGCAUUCAGGAAACUGUUUGAGAGCCGUCCUUAAAUACUAAAAACGUUGGUUUUUAUCUUGUACUGCAAAAAUACAGCCUACUGACCAGUGUCUUUCACAAUUUAUUAAAAAGUGCUUCAUAACAUGUACAUGUACAUGAACACAUGAAUAUCAUACUAUCCCAUUUGUUUGUUAUAAAUUUGUAUUGAAUCUCUGGAAAUGAAAGAUGGUAAAUAAACUUUAUAUUUACUAUACCAUACUCUCAACAAGAACAUCUCCCCGAUUUCUACAACAAUCUUUAUUCAUAAAGAAUUCUUACAGCCACAUGUACAAUACCGAUUAAGUGAGAUAUUUACGGUAGCUCUUGAAUGAAGUAAAAAUUCUUUACGCUUUGAUCAAGUGCAUACCUUACAAAAAUCAUCAUGGUACGAAGAUCACUGACGAUGAUUUUCAUUGUAUAUAAUCAUAUAUAUAUAUACAAUAUGCAAGACUCGAUAAAACUAUUUUACGUUCGCUUGUAGUUAUAUUAAUUAGUCUAGGUCGACAAUACAAUAAGUCAGGCGGAAUGCAAAUUGCGCUCGAUGCAGGAAGGAAUAUGCGUUAGCUCAUUGCGGACGAUGUCGUUUAUCAGUUAAAUAUGUAGAUAUAUUUUUAAAGUGUCAUCUACAUACUUUAAUGCGUAAGUUUAACACGCCAUGUCCAUUAAGGCAAGACAUUAUUGAUGAAUUGACAAAAUGAUAUUAAGUUAUUCUUCGAAUAAAAAUAAUAUAAAAAUGCACAAUUUGUUAUAAAACUCGAUAUAGUCGAUGAAAUCACAAAGAUUGCCGUGCAAUCACGAGCCGUCGAAAUAAAACGCAUUGGUAGAAAAAAAAGAUAAAAUGUACAUUCUGUUUGACGUGUUUAAAAAUCUCGGUACAUACAACAAUGUUGUCUUUGAUCAAUAUACACGACGAGUAUUAUUUUCCCUGAAUACUUCGUAGAAGGAAUGCAUGUCGAAGUGUGUGAAACGCGUUAGGCUUGCAAAAUGAAUUAUCACUUUUCAUUCUAAAUGAGACACGUGUAGUUUUUGCAUCGACUAUUUCUACGUAAAUUGCCUUCUAACGCUAAGGGCAUAUUCACAUAGUCACACUGAUCUUUUUUUUCUUUUUUUUCUACGGAUUACAUGUUACUCUAAUAUCUACGGUGUACCACACACUCUUUAAGUAAAAGUUGUAAGUAAAAAUGCUUAUAAUUACAGUAAAUGCAGACGAAUCACGACGUCGAACAUUUUCUAGCUUCGUAGAAAACAACUCUCAGCAUUGCACGAUGGAUGUCGUUUCCGAUUGCGUAAAGAAUCCUAAUGCUCCGCGCGAACUGAGUCGCGCAAUGUAUAAUAGAGACAUAAUAAUAUUUCACGUUAUUUUCUAAGCGAUCUCACAUUUUUCUUAACAACCAGCUCGACGUCCUAUGAUCGUGAUUGAACUGCGUAGUAUGAAAUAGAUCAUUAACGAGUACGAAAUAGGUCGUUCUUUAUUCUGUAUAUCUUAUACUAAUUUUAUAACGUAAAAUGGCUGAGGGAAAGAAGAAUAACUUAAAGAACUCUAAGCUUGCCCGAGAGAAUAUAAUAAAUAAGCGGAAUAACGGUGAGAUUUUCUAUACCGCGUUCGGCGAAACACAGCCGAAAGUGAAGUAGUAAGUGCUACGAAAACCUAUUUGCUUCGAGUGAUUCAACUAAGUUUCAACGUGCAAGUGUGACAGUAGCAGAAUGACUUCACACAUCCGCCCGCCUCUUCUUCCCGCUCUCGUAUCUUUUUUUCUCAACCAGUUUGAUUUUGUUCGGUUGCUGCAUUGUUAUCACGUAAUUCAUAUUAUUCAUAAUUAACAUUAUGUUUCAAUAUUAUAAUUGUUAAU
Mycetomoellerius zeteki is the source of this 3204-nucleotide messenger RNA. RefSeq names its product alcohol dehydrogenase class-3 Fdh (gene Fdh). Gene Ontology annotation, molecular function: zinc ion binding; alcohol dehydrogenase (NAD+) activity; S-(hydroxymethyl)glutathione dehydrogenase [NAD(P)+] activity. The transcript has 7 exons. Bases 242 to 1375 code for a protein of 377 amino acids. NCBI's taxonomy places the organism in Eukaryota, Metazoa, Arthropoda, Insecta, Hymenoptera, Formicidae. Gene Ontology annotation, biological process: formaldehyde catabolic process. Gene Ontology annotation, cellular component: cytosol. The record is from RefSeq and is a predicted model, not a curated record.